AUUUUUUCUCCAGAUUUCUCUUCAGUCCUCAAAGGAAAAAUAACAGGCAAAGGAAGGGAGAGAAGGAGAAGGGAAAGUGAGGAGGGGAAAGAGAGAGACAGGAAAGAUGGCUAGUGAAUUCAAGAAGAAAAUAUUCUGGAGGGCAGUGGUGGCUGAGUUCCUUGCCAUGAGCCUUUUUAUUUUUAUCAGCAUUGGCUCAGCUCUGGGUUUUAGCUUCCCAGUGGUGGGCAACAAAACUUCAACAAGGUCUCAGGACAACGUGAAGGUUUCUCUGGCUUUUGGGUUAUCCAUUGCUACUAUGGCACAAAGUGUGGGCCACAUCAGUGGUGCACACCUGAACCCAGCAGUGACCCUGGGCCUCCUGCUGAGCUGCCAGAUCAGCAUCUUCAAAGCACUCAUGUACAUCAUUGCCCAGUGUCUGGGGGCAGUGGUGGCCACAGCUAUUCUGUCAGGAGUCACCUCCUCUCUCCCAAACAACCUCCUGGGGCUCAACUCACUUUCAGAGGGAAUCAAUGCAGGUCAAGGACUAGGUAUCGAAAUCAUUGCUACCUUCCAAUUGGUGUUGUGUGUCCUUGCCACCACAGACAGGAGGAGGAAUGAUGUCUCGGGAUCAGCGCCUUUGGCCAUUGGUCUCUCUGUUGCCUUAGGACAUCUUCUUGCUAUUGAUUACACUGGUUGUGGAAUUAACCCAGCCAGAUCUUUUGGCUCAGCACUGAUUGCCAACAACUUUGAAAAUCACUGGAUCUUCUGGGUUGGCCCAAUCAUUGGAGGAGCAAGUGCUGCCCUGAUUUAUGACUUCAUCCUGGCUCCCAGAAGCAGCGACCUGACUGACCGCAUGAAGGUGUGGACCAGCGGUCAAGUAGAAGAGUAUGAUCUGGAAGGAGAUGAUAUGAACUCCAGGGUUGAAAUGAAGCCAAAAUAAAGAAACACAAGGAAAAAAAAGGAAAAAAAAAAAAAAAAAGGCACAUUGGUUUCAGAAGAUUUUAUCAGUGUUAUAGACUCUUUGUAAACCUGCAAGCAGAACUUUGUUUUUUAAUUCAAUAUGGUUUUUCAUUUUUUGCCCCAAUCUUUAUAGCAUUUUUUUAUAGCAUUUUUAUAUCUGGGGUUUUUCAAUUACAAAAUCUUCAGGCCGAGAAGUCAUUAGACACUUUUUCAUAGGCUAAAUAAAUUGGGCUGAAAUUUAACCUCUUCCUCACCACCACAAAAAUUUCUGGUGCAUUAAGCAUAUGGGGUUCUACCAGCACCUCACUCAGUAAUGAGAAGUAAUUCAAGUGACUGGUCUGUUUGCUGAAAGAAUAGACUCCAAGGGCAGAGAACCAUCUGCACCAGUAAUAUAGGCCUUAUGCCAGAAAAUUUAUUUAUACAAAUAUGCAAGGCUGGUAUCUAAUGCCAGCAGUGCAUGUGAAAAACUAUCUCAAAUCAUUGCCCAGAAGCACCUUUUGGAAGAAAAGGCCACUAAAAAUUACUUGUUAUGUAGAAUUAACCAUUUUUUUUUAAUGAUUGAUAAUCUCUGAGGAAGAGAGUCAGAAAAGUUAAACUGGACUAGAAUCUCUAGAGUCCCAGGAUUCAUUUAGGUUUUCUAGUGUUUCAUUCUCCCUGAACCUGCAUCCAGCUUAUUGUGAGAAUAUAUGACAAAAAAAGUGUAGCUAUAUUAAUUCCUGGGAAGUAAUAACUAGAAGUCAAGUUGGGGAGUAGUAAUAACAAUGGCAACAAGAACAACAUGGUGCCAAUAUAUAAACAGGAUCUGAUUGUUCCUGUGACUACUCUGCUUUUGUUAAUCUUAUGUAAUUUAAGUGUAUAUUUUAAAGCAAAGCAGGAAAAAAAAAAGAAAAGCCCUUUCUUCCUGAACCCCAUUCUAAUUGACACUGCUGUGACAUUCAGGGACAAUGAAUAAAUAUACACACAGUAUAUUUUUUAAUGAGGGACAAAUAUGUACUUGUGUGUAAGUCCAUUCUGGGGGUUGUUGCUUUUUUUUUUUUAUAUAUAUAUAUAUAUAAAUGUUUAUAUAUAUGUUUUAUACAGAAAGCCUAGUAUACUGUUUUGUAAGAAAAUAAGAGCAUAAGACAAGUGUAAAGACUUGCAGCAGUGCUUAGCAAAAUUAAUGACACUGGAAAUGUAAAGAAAAUUAACACUCUCAACAAUAUGGAAAACUAUUUUCUGUUUUCAUUUCUGUGUGUGUGCUACUUAUGAUUUCCCGAGUAACCCAAAGCAUUAGCUGGUCAUACCUACUAACUAUAGAGUAUAGUUAAACCAGAUACUUGCUGUUAUACUUGUUCUGCACUAAACAGUUUUACAUAAGAAAUGAGGCCCAGAGGAACCUACAUAAAAAGCUGCGCACUUUAUCAUUCAGACAAUCACCCCAGAGGUAAUAGGAUGUCUCCUCUUAGAGAGACAGUGUGGAGUUGGGAGAGGGUCAACAUGGGAAUCCAUGUAGGUUGGAUCAUUUCAUGAAGUUGAGCAGAUGUACAGUGGAAAAGAUAUAAAAAGGAAAAUCACCAGCAAAAUAAAGCAAUGCAUAUCUUUCUUGUCUACAUUUGGUGUGCUAUCCCAUGUAUUGUCUAUGUACAUACAGCAUGAAUUUUGGGGUGGUAUAAAAAUAAACAAAAUCAGUUGUGCUAAUACA
This is a messenger RNA of Pezoporus occidentalis (night parrot), 2623 nucleotides long. It is a transcript of the gene AQP1, whose product is annotated as aquaporin 1 (Colton blood group). Bases 107 to 922 code for a protein of 271 amino acids. Gene Ontology annotation, cellular component: membrane. The transcript has 4 exons. The record is from RefSeq and is a predicted model, not a curated record. Gene Ontology annotation, molecular function: carbon dioxide transmembrane transporter activity; water channel activity; ammonium channel activity. Gene Ontology annotation, biological process: renal water transport; carbon dioxide transmembrane transport; hyperosmotic response. Lineage: Eukaryota; Metazoa; Chordata; Aves; Psittaciformes; Psittacidae.